Vitis riparia (riverbank grape) is the source of this 792-nucleotide messenger RNA. Its product is annotated as dirigent protein 22-like. The transcript has a single exon. The record is from RefSeq and is a predicted model, not a curated record. NCBI's taxonomy places the organism in Eukaryota, Viridiplantae, Streptophyta, Magnoliopsida, Vitales, Vitaceae. Bases 31 to 612 code for a protein of 193 amino acids.
UGUGGCCGGCAAAGGGUGUGCAUUGUGGUCAUGGCUAGAGCUCUCCUCAUCUCACCUUCCUUCUUCAUCUUCUUCAUCUUUCUCAUUUUCUCUUCUGCCAAGAUCCCAGCUUUCGGAGAAGAAUAUAGUUAUGUCAAGCGUGUCAAUCCUAAGAAAAUGAAGAUGUUGAAGGAAAAGUUAAGUCAUUUUCGACUUUAUUGGCAUGAUAUUCUUAGUGGGUCUAAUCCAACCUCAAUUCCAGUAGUUAAACCGGUGAAUAACUCAUCAACAUUCUUUGGUUCAAUAAAUAUGAUCGAUAAUCCAUUAACCAUUGAGCCAAAAUUAAACUCAAAAAUGGUUGGAAAGGCCCAAGGGUUUUAUGCGUCUGCGGGACAAGAAAAUUUUGGAUUGUUGAUGGUUAUGAAUUUUGCAUUCAACGAUGGCAAGUAUAAUGGUAGCACAUUUACUGUGAUAGGACGAAAUGAUGUUUUUUCUAAGGUGAGGGAAAUGGAGAUAGUUGGUGGCAGUGGGCUUUUUCGAUUUGCUACAGGUUAUGUUCAAGCAAAAACUUACAUGUUCGGUACCAAUGGAGAUGCCAUUGUCGAAUACAAUGCCUAUGUUUUACAUUAUUGAUAUUUUUCCUUUUUUUAACUUUUCGGACGAGCUUUGUUCCACAGUGAUAGACUUGAAUUAUUGUGUGUUCCCACCAUAGCUAAGUGGGGUUCUCUAGUUUUGCUUAAUUUAAUUAAAUUAAGUUACUUUUACUUUACCUAAUUUAUUGUAAGCAUGCAAUAAUAAAAUAAAAUUUAAGUA